This is a messenger RNA of Gongylonema pulchrum, 240 nucleotides long. The record is from the annotation of a GenBank genome assembly. Lineage: Eukaryota; Metazoa; Nematoda; Chromadorea; Rhabditida; Gongylonematidae.
AUGGAGAUGAUAAUGGAUGUGCCUGAAGAUGAAUGGUUUGAUGUAAUUGAAGAUGGAGGGCUGGAUAAAGCGGAGGAAAACGAAUAUUUCGAUGUGGCUGGGCUCACUGAGGUCGUGAAACGAGGAAGCUGUGGUGAGUGGCGCAAGCAGCUAUGGCAUUUGCGUCGGAAUGAUGAGGGCUUUCUGAUUCUUCAGGCAAAGGAACUGAAAGGCGAAAAGCCGCCAAUGGUCCUGAAUUGA